AAGGAUUUUUUUUAUUCAAUCCAGUCAUUCUUAGGUCUUCCAGAAAAGUCUAAUCUGAAAUAGCUUGAACACAGGUGCAAGUAGCUUGGACACAGGUACAGAAUCCAAAGAUGCCUACUCGAGAUCCCCAGAUACUCUACACCAAGCUAUUCAUCAACAAUGAGUUUGUGGAUGCAGUGAGCGGGAAGACCUUUCCAACCCUGAAUCCCUGCACGGGGGAGAAGAUUUGCAGUGUGGCUGAAGCAGACAAGGCAGAUGUGGACAAGGCAGUUGAGGCAGCACAUGCUGCCUUCAAACUUGGAUCACCCUGGCGCACCAUGGACGCAUCCGAGAGGGGACAACUCAUGCACAAAUUGUGUGAUCUCCUUGCACGGGACAAGGACUACCUGGCUUCUUUGGAGACUCUGGACAAUGGGAAACCUGUGGAAAAUGCUGCCUCUGAUGUUGAUGCAUCCAUUGGGACCCUGAGAUACUUUGCAGGCUAUGCAGACAAGAUCCAUGGAAAGACUAUCCCUGUCGAUGGUGACUUCAUUUCGAUGACCAGGCUGCAUCCAGUGGGUGUGGUGGGUCAGAUCAUCCCCUGGAAUUAUCCCAUAUUGAUGCUGGCAUGGAAAUGGGGGCCAGCCUUGGCUGCAGGUUGCACCAUUGUGCUCAAGCCCGCUGAGCAGACUCCCCUCACAGCACUCUACAUUGCUCACCUUACAAAGGAGGCAGGUUUCCCACCAGGUGUAAUCAAUGUGGUCCCUGGCUAUGGUCCCUCUGCUGGAGUUGCCAUUUCCCACCACCCUCAUGUUGACAAGGUGGCUUUCACUGGCUCUGUAGAGGUUGGGAAGCUGGUGAUGGAAGCCUCAGCAAAGAGCAACUUGAAGCGAGUGACCCUGGAACUGGGUGGGAAGUCACCACUCAUUGUCUUCUCUGACUAUGACUUGGAUGAAGCCGUGUCUAUCUGCCAUGAUGCUAUAUUUACCAACCACGGGCAAAACUGCUGUGCUGGAUCAAGGACAUUUGUUCAAGCUGAGAUCUAUGAUGCUUUCGUCUCUAAGGCCAAGCAGAAGGCAUUGAGCCGCAAGGUUGGGGAUCCCUUCCUGGAUGACACUGAUCAAGGACCACAGGUGGAUGAGGAGCAGUUCAAGAAGAUCCUGGAUAUGAUCAAUUCAGGGAAGAAGGAGGGUGCCAAGCUAGAGUGUGGAGGAGACCGCUAUGGGGAUGCAGGCUACUUCAUCAAACCAACUGUCUUCUCGAACGUCACUGACAACAUGCGCAUCGCCAAGGAAGAGAUUUUUGGACCAGUCCAGAGCAUCAUCAAGUUCAAGACUCUCGAAGAGGCAAUUGAGCGAGCGAAUGAAACAACCUAUGGCCUUGCUGCUGGAAUCAUCACCCAAGACAUCAACAAAGCCCUGACUUUUGCCCAGAGUGUACAGGCUGGCUCUGUCUGGAUCAACUGCUAUGAUGCAGUCAGUACACAGGCCCCAUUCGGUGGCUUCAAACAGAGUGGGCAAGGCCGAGAACUAUUAAUGAAAACUAUACCAAUAAAUUCUCUAAUAUUCCCAUUUCCCUGGGACAGAGGAGAGGAUGCACUGAAGGAGUAUGUCGAGAUCAAGACCAUAACGAUCAAGCUGUUCAUCAACAAUGAAUUUGUGGAUGCAGUGAGCGGGAAGACCUUUCCAACCGUAAACCCUAGCAAUGGAAAGGAGAUAUGCCGCGUGGCCGAGGCAGACAAGGCGGAUGUGGACAAGGCAGUCGAGGCAGCGCGCACUGCCUUCAAGCUGGGCUCACCCUGGCGCACCAUGGACGCGUCUGCAAGAGGAAACCUCAUGCUCAAAUUGUCCGAUCUCAUCGAGCGGGACAAGGAUUAUCUUGCCUCUCUGGAGACGCUGGACAAUGGAAAGCCCGUGGGUGACUCUGCCUUUGACAUCAACAUGGCCUUGGGGACUCUCCGAUACUUUGCCGGCUAUUCAGACAAGAUCCAUGGGAAGACGAUCCCUGUCGAUGGAGACCUCAUAUCUAUGACGAAGUUACACCCGGUGGGCGUGGUGGGCUCGAUCAUUCCCUGGAAUUAUCCCAUCUUGAUGCUGGUGUGGAAGUGGGGACCGGCCCUGGCUGCCGGUUGCACCAUCGUCCUCAAGCCGGCCGAGCAGACCCCUCUCACGGCGCUCUACAUCGCUCAUCUCGCCAAGGAGGCCGGUUUCCCCCCAGGCGUGAUCAACGUGAUCCCCGGCUACGGCCCCACAGCUGGAUCUGCCAUCGCCCACCACCCCCACAUCGACAAGGUGGCCUUCACCGGCUCUGUCGAGGUUGGGAAGCUGGUAAUGAAAGCCUCAGCAGAGAGCAACUUGAAGCGAGUUACCCUGGAACUGGGAGGGAAGUCACCACUCAUUAUCUUAUCUGACUACAACCUGGACGAAGCCGUGUCCAUCAGCCACGAAGCAAUCUUCGCCAACCAUGGGCAAAACUGCUGUGCAGGAUCGAGGACAUUCGUUCAAGCCGAGAUCUACGAUGCGUUCGUGACCAAGGCCAAGCAAAAGGCAUUGAGCCGAAAGGUCGGCGAUCCCUUCCAGGAUGGCACUAUGCAAGGACCACAGGUUGACGACGAGCAGUUCAAGAGGAUCCUGGAAAUGAUCGCUUCAGGGAAGAAGGAGGGCGCCAAGCUGGAGUGUGGAGGAGACCGCCACGGAGACUCGGGCUACUUCAUCCAGCCGACUGUCUUCUCGAACGUCACUGACAACAUGCGCAUCGCAAAGGAAGAGAUUUUUGGACCGGUACAGAGCAUCCUCAAGUUCAAUACUCUGGAGGAGGCGAUCGAGCGAGCCAAUGCAACGAGCUAUGGCCUUGCUGCUGGCAUUAUCACCAAGGACAUCAACAAGGCCUUGACAUUUGCCCAUAGCGUUCAGGCCGGCUCGGUCUGGAUCAACUGCUACGAUGCAGUUAGUACACAGGCUCCGUUUGGUGGCUUCAAACAGAGUGGGCAAGGUCGAGAACUCGGAGAGGACGCGCUGAAGGAGUAUGUGGAGAUCAAGACUAUCACGAUCAAGCUGUUCAUCAACAAUGAGUUUGUGGAUGCAGCGAGUGGAAAGACCCUUCCAACCAUUAACCCCUGCACUGGAGAGAAGAUUUGCAGUGUGGCAGAGGCAGACAAGGUGGAUGUAGACAAGGCGGUUGAGGCAGCGUGCACUGCCUUCAAGCUGGGCUCGCCCUGGCGCACCAUGGACGCGUCUGCAAGGGGAAGACUCAUGCUCAAGUUGUCCGAUCUCAUCGAGCGGGACAAGGAUUAUCUCGCUUCCCUGGAGACGCUGGACAAUGGGAAGCCCAUCGGCGACUCUGUCUUCGACAUCGACGUGUCUGUGGGGACCCUGCGAUACUUUGCCGGUUACGCGGACAAGAUCCAUGGGAAGACGAUUCCUGCCGAUGGAAACUUCAUAUCGAUGACGAAGCUGCACCCGGUGGGCGUGGUGGGCUCCAUUAUCCCCUGGAAUUAUCCCAUCUUGAUGCUGGUGUGGAAGUGGGGGCCGGCCCUGGCUGCCGGUUGCACCAUCGUCCUCAAGCCGGCCGAGCAGACUCCUCUCACGGCGCUCUACAUCGCUCAUCUCGCCAAGGAGGCCGGUUUCCCCCCAGGCGUGAUCAACGUGGUCCCCGGUUACGGCACAGCUGGAGCUGCCAUCGCCCACCACCCCCAAAUCGACAAGGUGGCCUUCACCGGCUCCGUCGAGGUUGGGAAGCUGGUAUUGAAAGCCUCAGCAGAGAGCAACUUGAAGCGAGUUACCCUGGAACUGGGAGGGAAGUCACCACUCAUUAUUUUGUCUGACUACAACCUGGACGAAGCCGUGUCCAUCAGCCACGAAGCAAUCUUCGCCAACCAUGGGCAAAGCUGCUGUGCAGGAUCGAGGACAUUCGUUCAAGCCGAGAUCUACGAUGCGUUCGUGACCAAGGCCAAGCAGAAGGCACUAAGCCGAAAGGUCGGCGAUCCCUUCCAGGAUGGCACUAUGCAAGGACCACAGGUGGACGACAAACAAUUCAAGACGAUCCUGGAAAUGAUCAAUUCAGGGAAGAAGGAGGGCGCCAAGCUUGAAUGUGGAGGAGACCGCCACGGAAAUGUGGGCUAUUUCAUCCAGCCGACUGUCUUCUCGAACGUCACUGACAACAUGCGCAUUGCAAAGGAAGAGAUAUUUGGACCGGUACAGAGCAUCAUCAAGUUCAAUACUUUGGAGGAGGCGAUCGAGCGAGCGAAUGCAACGAACUAUGGCCUUGCUGCUGGCAUCAUCACAAAGGACAUCAACAAGGCAUUGACAUUUGCUGAAUGCGUUCAGGCUGGUUCUGUCUGGAUCAACUGUUACGAUGCCAUUAGUGCACAGACCCCGUUUGGUGGCUUCAAACAGAGUGGGCAAGGCCGAGAACUAGGAGAGGACGCGCUGAAGGAGUACUUGGAGAUCAAGACCAUCACGAUCAAGGUCCCUCAGAAAAAUUCGUGA
Molecule: messenger RNA, 4466 nt
Organism: Darwinula stevensoni
Lineage: Eukaryota; Metazoa; Arthropoda; Ostracoda; Podocopida; Darwinulidae
Source: the annotation of a GenBank genome assembly